GUGGGGGCACCUAUAGCUGCAACCGCGCAGAAGGCCUGCUGGCUGCGGCUGAGAUCCGGCCGGCACUUUCCUUGCCCUUAAAACCCUAAGAUUGCUCUGCCCUCUUGUGUGGAGCUGCGAUCUGUAAGGUGGUGGGAGCUGCAGGCGGGACUCGGGAGGCCCAGGAACUAGAAAUGGACACAGUGGCCUUUGAGGAUGUUAAUGUGGAGUUCACCAUGGAGGAGUGGGCUUUCCUGGAUCCAAACCAGAAAAAACUCUACACAGAUGUGAUGCAAGAAACCUUCUGGAACCUGGCAUCAUUUAUAAUGCUUUUUCUAGCAUGUAUUUUGGAAGAAAAAUGUGAAGAACAUGACAGUGAAGAUCAGUAUGAAAAUCAUGGGAUGAGUCUUAGCAGUCAUAUGGUAGAGAGACCCUGUAAAAGGAAGGAUGGUAGUCAAAGCAGAGAAAACUUCAGCCAGAUUCCAAAUCAUAAUGAAAGAAAGAAAACUCCUACUGAGAUAAAACAACUGAAAUCCAAGUUGUGUAGGCAAAUCUUCAUGGGUUAUUUAUCCUUGAAUAACCACCUGAGCUCUCACAUUGAUCCCAACCUAUACCUGUGUCAGGAAUAUGAAGAAAAUGAUUAUAAAUGUAAGGAACCUGAGAAAGCUUUCAAGCGUCACCAACAUAUUCAAAGCCAUGAAGGCAGACCUAGUGGGAAAGCUUUCCACUAUUCAUCUUCCCUUAGAAAUCAUGAAAGAACACAUAUUCCUAGGAAACCGUAUGAGUGUAAGCAAUGUGGGAAAGGCUUUAGUCGUCUCAGUUGCUUUAAACUUCACAAAAACACUCAUAGUGGAGAGAAACCAUAUCAAACUAAGCAAUGUGGCAAAGCUAUCAGUUCUCCCAAGUACUCUGGAGAAAAUGAAAGAACACAUACUGCAGAAAAGCCCAAUCAAUGUAAGAAAUCUGGUAAAGCUUUCAGUUCUACUUCUCUUAGAAACCAUGAAAGAACACACACUGGUGAGAAACCUUAUGAAUGUAAGCAAUGUGGGAAAGUCUUCAGUUUGCUCAGUUCUCUUAGAAAUCAUAAAAGAAGUCAUGAAGAAAAGAAGCCUCACGAAUGUAAGGAAUGUGGUAAAGCAUUCCGUCAUUGCUGUUCCCUUCGAAAGCAUGAAAUAACUCAUACUGGGGAAAAACCCUAUGAAUGUAAGCUUUGUGAAAAAGUUUUCUCUUCUUCAGUUGCCCGUCGACGUCAUGAAAGAACUCAUACUGGGGUAAAAUGCUAUGAAUGUAAGCAUUGUGGUAAAGGUUUCUAUUAUCAGUCUUCUCUCCUAGAUCAUGAAAGAACUCAUACUAGGGAAAAACCCUAUGAAUGUAAGCUUUGUGGCAAAGUUUUCUCUCAUUCAACUUCCCUCCAAUAUCAUAAAAAAACUCAUACUGGGGAAAAACCCUAUGAAUGUAAGCAAUGUGGGAAAGCCUUCAGUUCUCCCAGCUCUCUUGGGAAACAUAAAAAAAGUCAUGAUGGAAAGAAGCCUUAUGAAUGUAAGGAAUGUGGUAAAACAUUUCAUCAUCACUAUUCCCUUAAAAAUCAUGAAAGAACUCAUACUGGGAUAAAGCCCUAUGAAUGUAAGGAAUGUGGGAAAGUCUUCACUUGGCUCAGCUCUCUUGGAAAACAUAAAAGAAGUCAUGAUGGGAAGAAGCCUCAUGAAUGUAAGGAAUGUGGCAAAACGUUCCUUUAUCCUGCUUUCCUUAGAAUUCAUGAAAGAGUGCAUACUGGGGAAAAACCCUAUGAAUGUAGCCAUUGUGGUAAAGCUUUCUCUUAUCCAACUUCCCUCCGAUGUCAUGAAAGAACUCAUAAUAAGGAAAAUCCCUAUGAAUGUAAGCUGUGGGGGAAAGCCUUUAUUCAUCCCAGUUCCCUUCAAAAUCACAAAAACUCUUAAUAGUGGAGAGAAAUCAUAAGGAAUGAAAUAACUCACACUGAAAAUAAGCUCUGUCAUGUAAAGAUUGUAGAAAAGCCUUUGACCAUCCUAGUUUUGUUUUGUUUUUUUAGUCCACACCUGAGGAUAUUUUUCCAUUGAGAUAGUGGAAUUCAGAGAGAAAGAGCAAUAUUGAUGUGAGAGAAACACAUCAAUUGGUUGCCUCCUGCAUGCGACCAGACAUGAAAACACACACAGUAGAGAAAAGCUCUGUAAAUGUAAGGAAUGUGGUAAAGCUUUCAGUUUCUGCAAGUCUCUUAGAAAGCAUGGAAGAACACAUAAUAGGGGAAAACCUUAAUGUAAGCAGUGUGGGCAAACCUUUCAUUGGAUGUCACAUGUUUCAAGACAUAGAAGAAUUCAUAAUGGAAAGAAGCCGCAUAAAUAAGGAAUGAAGUAAACCUUUUUGUUAUCCUUCCUCUUAAGUAUCAUGAAAUGUAUACUGGGAAGAAACCCUAUGAAUGAAAAAAAUGUGGGAUAACCUACAGUCAUCUCAGAUCCUUUCAAAUUCUCAAAAAUUCUCAGAGUGGAGAGAAACCAUAGCAAUGUAAGGAAUGUGGUAAAGCCUUCAGGUUCCAACUAGUUUUUCCGGACAUGUGAAAACAAAUGUAUUGAUAAACACUGUUAAUGUAAAGAAUAGCAAAGAGCCUUCAUUUAUCUCUCAGCUCUGCCAUCAUGUAUGAUUAUCCAUAUUGGGGAUGGACCGUAGAAAUGUGAGAGUUUUAGAAAGCAUUCAUUUCUUCCAUUUUAUUGUAAAGGAUGACAGAACUCACUGAAGAGAAGACCUGUCAUGUAAAGAUUGUAGAAGAGCCUUUGGCCAUCCUAGUUCUUUACAAAAUCAUGGAGGGACUCACACCCAAGACUAAGUAUAUGAACAUAAGGAAUGUGGGAGAGCAUUUCUUGGACAUGUGAGAAUGCACCUAGAGAAAUAGUGAAUACAUAUAGAGAAGGUGGGAAAGCCUUCAGCUGUCCCUUUCCCUCAGAAAGGUCAUGAAAAAACUCAAAGUGUAAAAAUGUAUUGAAUGUAAAAAUGUAGGAAAACCUUCAUGUUGCCUCAUAUCCCUACAAUACCAUGUGAGAAUGUACACUGUAUAAUUAACAACUAAAAAAAAAAACUUAACAAAAACUUUUAACACAUACUUUCAGAGUAGCUAGAAAACUGCACUGGAAGGAAAUCCUAUUAAUGUAACUAACUGGUACAUGUAAGCCUGCUGUAAAUUAAGUUAUAUGCUGGAGUCCAUUCAUUGUCUUCACUAGCUGAGUUUAGACAGAGACCCCCAAAAGCUAGUAACCUUUGAAGUCCUAGCAAAGGUCAGAACUGUGCACCACCCAGUUAAUCUAGGAACCACCCAGUUAAUUUAGGUAAU
This is a messenger RNA of Myotis lucifugus (little brown bat), 3316 nucleotides long. Its product is annotated as zinc finger protein 14-like. The transcript is spliced from 4 exons. Bases 174 to 1916 code for a protein of 580 amino acids. The record is from RefSeq and is a predicted model, not a curated record. Gene Ontology annotation, cellular component: nucleus. NCBI's taxonomy places the organism in Eukaryota, Metazoa, Chordata, Mammalia, Chiroptera, Vespertilionidae. Gene Ontology annotation, biological process: regulation of transcription by RNA polymerase II. Gene Ontology annotation, molecular function: RNA polymerase II cis-regulatory region sequence-specific DNA binding; DNA-binding transcription factor activity, RNA polymerase II-specific.